AUUUCCACUUGAAGCGUCUAAGAAAAGAAGACAAAUAAUGAAGAUUCUCAGCGCUUCUCUCCUUGUUUUCACGUUGGCUUUUACGAUCAAUAUUAUUGUUGGAAAAGUGCUUUCCACUGGUGAAAUUGAUGAAAAUGUUGGUCUUAAUUAUAACGAUGAGUUCAAAAUUCUGAUUUUAUGCUUAAUUCGAGCUAAGGAAUUGGAGUCUCUUGGAUACGUUAAAGAAGCGAAAAUGAUGGAAGAUAUUGAUUUUUGUAAGGCUACUAUGAAACAGAAAAGAGAAACCAUACCCUUUUUUGGUUAA
Molecule: messenger RNA, 304 nt
Organism: Dimorphilus gyrociliatus
Lineage: Eukaryota; Metazoa; Annelida; Polychaeta; Dinophilidae
Source: the annotation of a GenBank genome assembly